CAGCCUCUCUCUCUCUCUCUCUCUCUCCAUUUAUUUUCUUUUGUUGGGUUUGGCCUUACUGGCCUUUAUUCUCUUCUUCCUUUUGUUGGAGAUGUAGACUUGAUUUUUCAGAUAAACCAUUUCUGAUCCAUUAAAGUUUCUUUUCUUGUAGCAUUUCUGAUCCAUUAUAGUUUCUUCUAUUUCCUCUUUCAACUUUGCUACCCUUGUUCAAACUCAGAUCAAAUCAAUGGCAUCUUCUUCAGCACCUUCCACGGAGGAAAUUCGCCAACCAGAAGGUCUCUCAGCUGCUUAUGAUUCAGACGUAGUUACAUAUCUUGAAUUACUUUCCUUCAUGAAAACUGAUCAGAUCAUACCAUUCAAAAGCAUCAACGACGUGAUCAUCCCUGCUUUGCUCAAUAAUAUGUUCAAAGGCAAGCGUAACAGCGACAAUGAUAUCCCUCCAGUGCAACAGCUGUUUGAUAAAGUCCAGAGAGAUCUUGUUGACAUCAAUGGAACCUUCAAGAGACUCAAAGAAUGGGAAGAUCGUCUUGACACGCUUACGAAAAGCUUAAUUCUCUACGACUGGGAAGGUUUCUGCAGUAUUGAAAGAACAAAGUCAGCUGAGGAUUUACAGAAGGCACUUUCUGAUAUCAACAAGAUGGUCUCAGAUUUGAAAGUCCAUACUUCCUCAGCUCAAUCUUUCAAUCCUAGCCCCUCCAACUCCGACCUUUCGAUACCCGGUAAUGAGAUCCCAAAUCCAAGAUUGAGUGAAAAUUUCUCCGACACUGACUUCUUCAUUAGUUUCCAAGCACGUUAUGAUAGCUUAAAUUGGGAACAGAGGCGGUGUUUGUUAUAUCUCUCAAUCUUCCCGGAAAGUUCUAUUAUCAGGAAGAAGGUCCUGACUUACUUGUGGAUUGGAGAGGGAUUCAUAGACUCCACAACUACAGGUGAUGGGUUAUUUGAACAGUUAGCUACAAAGGGUUUCAUUGAACCUGUUGAAGAAAAGGGCAUUGGGGACUUCAAAUCUUUCAAGAUAAAUCCACUUAUUCGUUUAGCAUUGAUUACACUUGCCCGGCAUGCUGACUUCUUUGAUUUUGAUUCUGACGAUAACCCUACUGUCGAUUUCACCAGGUCUUCCAGAGCAUGCUUGCUAAAAGAAGGAUCAUUGCAGCGGCUAUCCACGCAAGCGAAUCACGAGAAAUUGGAAGUGUUGUUCAAUGUCGGUGAGAGUUACCUCGACUUCCCAAGCGAGUGUUUUUCCAAGAUGAAGAGGAUCGUUGUUCUUCAUUUGGGAAAUUGGAGUUGCUCCGGAGACAAUAUCAUCGAAGCAGAGGGUGCAGCACUCCUAGAAGGCUUAAGCGACGUGAGACUUCUGAAGUAUUUAAGCCUCAAUGGGAUCUCGGGAAUCACAGAGCUUCCAGGUUCCAUUUGCAAGCCCGACUGCGAUCUGAUGAUCCUGGACCUAAAAGCCUGUUGGAAUUUAGACAAACUACCCAAUGAGAUAGGCUCACUCACCAAGCUGACACACUUGGAUAUGUCUGGAUGUUACUUGAUAGACAGCAUGCCCAAGGGACUCGCCUCGCUCCAGGAUAUCCAAGUCCUCAAGGGUUUUGUUAUUGGCAGUCCGAGGACCAAAGGUCAGUGCACACUUUCUGAUUUGGAAAAACUAGAGAAGUUGAGGAAACUUGGCCUCUAUGCAAACAGAAAGACCACUGGUGAAAAGGGGGAGCUGAACUGUUUGUCAAACUUUAAAGUGCUGCGUAUACUGACAAUAUCAUGGGCUAUAGUUUCUUCAGAAUCCAAGUCAGGAAAGGGUGUUGUGCAUAAGAUAUUGGCAAACGCGAAGAAGCACAAUAGGGCAGUCCAGACACAUGAGGCUCCUGCCAGUCCCAAGUCUAUAGAGAGUCAUACAAUUCAGAUGUACUCCGCCUCACCAUCGAGAACUACGAGUGUGACAUCACUUCCCGCUAGCUUAGAGAAAGUCGACCUGAGGUGUUGGCCUUUGUCGAGGAUGCCCAAUUGGAUGCAACCCUGGAAACUCAAAAGCCUAAAGAAACUCUACAUUAGGGGAGGAUCGAUUUCAGAUUUGCAGAUUCUACAACCGGAGGAAUAUGAUUCACCGCUAUGGACAGUCAAGAUUUUACGUCUUAAGUUCUUGAGAGAACUAAAGAUGGAUUGGCCAGCACUGACCACAAUGUUUCCAACCUUGGAGUACUUGGAGAAGGUGAAUUGCCCAGAGCUCUUGUCCUUCCCACCUGGGGAGGUGCUGAGGCUGGGUGAAAUCAGAUCCGAAGCAGGCACCAGUAGAUAAGAAUAAUAAAUC
This is a messenger RNA of Camellia sinensis, 2302 nucleotides long. The record is from RefSeq and is a predicted model, not a curated record. Lineage: Eukaryota; Viridiplantae; Streptophyta; Magnoliopsida; Ericales; Theaceae.